Tripterygium wilfordii is the source of this 2493-nucleotide messenger RNA. RefSeq lists its product as uncharacterized. Bases 74 to 1807 code for a protein of 577 amino acids. The transcript is spliced from 9 exons. The record is from RefSeq and is a predicted model, not a curated record. NCBI's taxonomy places the organism in Eukaryota, Viridiplantae, Streptophyta, Magnoliopsida, Celastrales, Celastraceae. Gene Ontology annotation, molecular function: zinc ion binding.
AAAGGCCAAAAAAAAGAAGUAAAGAAGAGAAACGAGAGCGACAAGGCAAAACUGAGACGUGAAAGAGAAAGGAAUGGUCACCAACAACAACAACAGCGGCUUCAACAAGACUAUCUGCUCGAUUUGCUACGAAGAUCUCAAGCCAAUCGUCGAAGACCUACAAGCGAUCUCCAUCUGCGGCCAUGUCUUCCACGAACUCUGCUUGCAGCAGUGGUUCGAGUACAGUUCCAGUGCUAAAAGGUGCAGUUGUCCGGUGUGCAAGCAGACCUGUUCGACUAGCAAUGCGGCUCGCCUUUAUUUUCAGUCAUUGGGGGACCAAAAUGAUUCGACCAUGUUGCACAAGCGGAUCGAUGGUGAAGAAGAUCCGGAGGUAUUGCGUGAACAACUAAAGAGAUUGGAGGCAAAGGCGUCGGCGCUUACUUCUACCCUUGAACAUCAGGAGAAGGGGCUUAAAGAGGUCAAUGAGGAGCUGUGUAUUUACAAGGAGAACUUGAUGAAAGAAGUGACAUUAAGAAAUGAAGCUGUGAAACAAAAAGCGUAUAUUCAAAAGCUGCUGAAUUCAAAAUCCGAGGACUUGGAGAAAAUGGCUAUGGAUAGCUUGAGGCUACAAGAGAGGAAUAUGGCCUUAGCCAAAGAGCUUGCGGCUCUCAAAUUGGUAUCCGAUUUGAACCUGGAGGAGGAUGAUAUUUUGAAGUUCGCCUCUCUUGGUAAUGAGGCCAAUCACAAAGAUACUGUAGAUGUUCUGAGAAAGUCCCUAGUUGUUCGAAACAAGAGUUAUAAAGAACUAAUGGCCAAGUGCAAUACACUCGGAAGAUGUGAAGCUCGUUCUGGUAGAAAGCUUGAGAAAUCGAAAGAGAAAAUUAAUAAACUGAAGGCUAGAAUACAAGAGCUGGAGGCAGCUGUUGAGGCAAAAGAUAAUGAAGUUUUGAGGGCUUUAAAAGCUUCAAAGAGAGCUGGCCGCAACAGGGUGAUUCUAAAUGGUGGCAGUGUCCAUUCCAAAAUUUCAUCCGAAGAUCAAAUUGAACAACUUUCUACAGUCAAAGCUGAUUUGGUUCAGAAUGGAAACUCAAUUGGCGAUCAAUCAUGUUCUAGGAAAAAGGAUAAAUUCAGUACCACUAUCAAUGUGGUUCCAGAGUGUCCUGCAGAUCAAGAAAGUAAGAAACCUCUCUAUACAGAAAGUGGUUCUUUCAUUUUAAUAGAUGAGGAUGCUUCUACAAUUGUGCAUCGACAUUCAAAUCCUUGUUCCAAACAUAUUACCAGUGAGGAUAUCAUGGGCAAGUCUCAUUUGUCAAGUCCAAAGGCGCCAAUAGGUAUUGACAGAGAAGUUACAAUGCAUGAACCCAGUAAACAUACUGGGCUUACUGGCUCAGGAACCCAGGUCAGUUGCAAUACAAGUUUCAACCCUGGUGCUGCCAUGGAUGAGGAUAUCACUGUGCUCUUCUGUCACACUACACAAGUUCAACCAACGGCGAAUAUUACAAAAGAGUCCCCAUCCCCUUUGCUAACAAAACCAGGAGAUGUAUGUUUUUCUGGGGGAUUGUUGGGUCCUGAUGGAACAAGCCGAUAUCUAGGAAAGUGGUGCAAGCGUAGCCAAAGCAAUGGAUCUACGGCCAUGCAGACUAAGAAUACAAGUGGUGACUUGAUUGCUGUUGGAGCUGAUGGGAGAGGAGGCCAAGUCAAAGUUUUGAGAUCUCAAAAUCAUUUCUCAUCGGAUAAGGAGUCUUCAGUAUAUGCAAAGAGGAGCAAAUAUGGGGCUAGAUCAGGUAGUUUGCAAAUAGAACACUUCUUUGGGAGGGCUAGUCAGUAAGCAAUUAUCCAAACAAGUGCCAUUCUAUUUUUAACUUCCCACAGUUUUUAACUUGCGGGGAGUAAGAGAAACAGAUCAGUUGUGAAAUGAAUGAGGAAGAUAAUUAGAUGAACAUGAAAGUAAAUAUGGUCCUUUGUUUCAUUUCAUCUACCUCCUGGAGUUUGGGUGCUUCAAACUGAGCGGGGCAAGCAUGCAAAUGUGGACUGUGAAGUUCACUGCCUUAAUUUAAUCAAGCAGCAAGGCAAUUGCGUGUCAUCAUAUGCCUCCUUUAUGUGCAAGCAAGUUGUAUCCUACACAGAUAUCUAACAAUGCCUGUUAUAUGGAGAUUUCUUGGAUCUUUUUUCCUUAAGCACGAUCCUGGUUUUCCUAUUAAAGAGAAUGAGCUGUUUCCAGGGUCACAUCUCUGAAGAUGUUCUGCAUUGAAGAGCAGUAUUAUGCUAUGGUCUCCAUAACAUUUUCAUUGUUAGUCACACUAUCAAGCUGGCUUGAUAGUGUUGUUUUCUCAUGGUUUUGAAAUUGGCUUGCAGUCUGCGACAGCGGUCAUGCAUGGAGGCACAGGAACUUUCCUAUAUCCCACAAUACUAUUAAAUAAAUGUUCAAUACAAACGUGGGAUAAAUUGUUGGAACAUUUUUCUCUUGCUGCACGGUUUGAAAAUUUGAAAGUUCUCUGAGUAGUCGAUUCUUCC